GCUCCCCGGGCCCGCCCCGACCGCGCCCCCUGGGUUCGGCCCCGGCGGGGGGCCCCCAAAGCCUCCUCUGCCUUGUCCGUCGUGCGGUCGCCCGGGUCCUGCUCCGCCACGUGCUCCCAGUCCCCUCCGAAAUCCGCCGUGACCGUCAGGGGAGCCCUAGUGUCAGCCCGCGUCCCCUUCGCCCCAUCGGGGUCCCCCAUGCACAUGUCCCACUGCUCACUUAUCAAAGGCUCCCAGUGCUGCAGCUCCAGGCGGGCACGGAAAUCUGGAAAACAGUUUGUGGCAUUAUUUAAAAGAAGGGACCUUUCUUUUGUCCCAGCUCGGCUACCCAGGGAAUCCCUCUGUCCCCACCACUCUCGCACACAGACACCAGGCAGCAGCCAGCACCUUAAACCGGCGCAAAUGCCAUGUUCAUUUAGGCCUGGUCUACACUAUGACUUUAAUUUGGAUUUAGCAGCGUUAAAUCAAAUUAACCUUGCACCCGUCCACACAAUGGAGCCAUUUAUUUCGAAAUAAAGGGCUCUUAAAAUCGAUUUCUGUACUCCACCCCGACGAGCGGAGUAGCGCCAAAAUCGAUUUUGUCAAUUCGAAUUAGGAUUAGUGUGGCCGCAAUUCGAUGGUAUUGGCCUCCGAGAGCUGUCCCAGAGUGCACCAUUGUGACCGCUCUGGACAGCAAUCUGAACUCGCAUGCACUGGCCAGGUAGACAGGAAAAGCCCCAGGAAAAUUUGAAUUUCAUUUCCUGUUUGCCCAGCGUGGAGAGCACAGGUGACCACAGAUAGCUCAGCUCAUCAGCACAGGUAACUAUUCAGGCCAAUAAUCGAAAAAGAGCACCAGCAUGGACCGUACGGGAGGUACUGGAUCUGAUCGCUAUAUGGGGAGAGGCUUCAGUGCUAGCAGAAUUUCGUUCGAAAAGACGAAAUGCCAAAACUUUUGAAAAAAUCUCCAAGGGCAUGAUGGAGAGAGGCCACAAUAGGGACUCAGAUCAGUGCCGCGUGAAAGUCAAGGAGCUCAGACAAGCCUAUCAAAAAACAAAGGAGGCAAACGGUCGCUCCGGGUCAGAGCCAUGGACACGCCGCUUCUACGCCGAGCUGCAUGCAAUUCUAGGGGGGGCCGCCACCACUACCCCACCUGUGACCGUGGAUUCCGGGUUGGGGAUAGUCUCAUCAGCUACACAUGAGGAUUCUGCGGAUGGGGAAGAGGAGGAGGAGGACGAGCUUGCAGAGAGCACCCAGCACUCCGUUCUCCCCAACAGCCAGGAUCUUUUUCUCAGCCUGACUGAAGUACCCUCCCAACCCUCCCAAGCCAGUAUCCAAGACCACGACCCCAUGGAAGGGACCUCAGCAGCUGCAAAUUUUUCAAGCCUCCCUCCUCCGUCCCGAAGGCUAUCUCAGAUAAGGCAUCGGAAAAAGAGGACGCGAGAUGAGAUGUUCGCGGAAAUAAUGGAAUGCACCCGCAAUGAAGGAGCUCAUUUGAAUGAGUGGAAGGACACUGUAUCUAAAUUUAGGAAAGAUGCCAGUGAACGUGAGGUCAUGAGGGACGCUCGAGAUGAGAGGUGGCAGGCUGCAACGCUGGGGCUGCUGCGUGAGCAAACGGACGUGCUCCGGCGUCUGGUGGAGCUUCAGGAACGGCAGCAGGAUGACAGAGUGCCGCUACAGCCGCUGUAUAACUUCCCUCCCCCCUCACCAUGUUCCAUAUCCUUCUCACCCAGACGUGUAAGAACGCGGGGGGGGGAGGCUCCGUGCACCCUCCCACUCCACCCCAGUGGACAGCCCAACCAAAAGGCUGUCAUUAUAUUGAAUUUGUUCAGUGGUCUUUUACUUCCCUCCUAUCCUCCUCCCAAACCUCACCCAGAUUACCUUGUUGGUUCUCUCCCUAUGUUUAUAAUCACUUAAUAAAGAAUACAUGAUUUUUGAAUGA
Messenger RNA from Malaclemys terrapin pileata, 1918 nucleotides. RefSeq lists its product as uncharacterized. The transcript is spliced from 2 exons. The coding region runs from base 952 to 1893 and encodes 313 amino acids. NCBI's taxonomy places the organism in Eukaryota, Metazoa, Chordata, Testudines, Emydidae. The record is from RefSeq and is a predicted model, not a curated record.